AUGCAGGGACUGCAUAAUCUUCAUGGAAACUUUAAUGUUCCAAACAUGCCAGGUGCACUUGGAUCGAGAAGUACAACUAUGAAUAACAUUGCUUCAAGUGGGUUGCAACAAGCUUCUGGCAACCUUUCUACCGGACGUUUUGCAUCCAACAACCUUCCAGUUGCUCUUUCUCAGAUAUCUCACAGCAAUACACAUGUUCAUUCAGGGAUGGCAAGUAGGGGUGGUAUGAAUGUCAUAGGAAACCAAGGGUAUAGUAGCAGCACUAAUGGAGUUGGUGGUACUAUCCCAGGGAUCCUACCAACAUCUGCUGCAAUUGGCAAUCGGACGUCUGUUCCCGGUCUUGGUGUGUCUCCGGUCUUAGGAAAUGCAGGGCAACGGAUUACAAGUUCAAUGGGUAGUAUGGUUGGUGGGGGCAACAUUGGCCGAAAUAUUAGCUCAGGUGGAAGCAUUACACACUUUCAAGACUUUGUGGUCUGGAAUUAUACCCCCCCUCCAUCAAUCAACAAUAGCAUCAAGAUGGAAGUUGGAAUUGAGGACUGCCUUCAUAUCGAGUUUGAGUACAAUAAGGGCAAGUAUGCAAUGCUAACUCUCAACUCGGUUUUACCAGUCCAUUUGAGAUAGAACUGAAUUUCAAUUCUUGGUGCUGCUUAGGUCAUGUAGGUGAAGUAUUAUAUGAUUAUGUGAUUGGGGAUCAUUUAAAAGACCUCGAUUAAUUGAGAUAAUGAAUUGUUCAAUUUUUGUUUAUAUCUAUAGGAAUACUGUGUACUUUACAUAUAGGUUGCUGAGAAAGAAUGCAUAUUGCUGCUUCAUAGCU
Molecule: messenger RNA, 814 nt
Organism: Salvia miltiorrhiza (redroot sage)
Lineage: Eukaryota; Viridiplantae; Streptophyta; Magnoliopsida; Lamiales; Lamiaceae
Product: probable NOT transcription complex subunit VIP2
Exons: 4
Coding region: 1-621 (206 amino acids)
Biological process (GO): nuclear-transcribed mRNA poly(A) tail shortening; intracellular protein transport
Cellular component (GO): CCR4-NOT core complex; P-body
Source: RefSeq, a predicted model, not a curated record